Knipowitschia caucasica is the source of this 1479-nucleotide messenger RNA. NCBI's taxonomy places the organism in Eukaryota, Metazoa, Chordata, Actinopteri, Gobiiformes, Gobiidae. The record is from the annotation of a GenBank genome assembly.
AUGACUGAGUUGAGCGAGGAGCCCCGCUUUACUAUUGAACAGAUAGAUUUGCUGCAGCGCUUGCGUCGCUCGGGGAUGACCAAGCAGGAGAUACUUCACGCGCUGGACACUCUGGACCGGCUGGACCGGGAACACGGGGACAAGUUUGGCCGCCGGACCUCAUCCUCCUCUUCCUCCUCCUCCUUAUAUGGUGUUGUGGGUGGGGCCAACUGCACCAGUAUCUCUGCCUCCAACAGCGCCACAGCGUUCAACAACACUGCCUCGUCUGCCUCAUCUGCGUGUAACGGCACCAGCACCAGUGAAGCUACUGCCGCUGACCUCUCGACCUCCGCCAAAAUCUCCUCCUCCACGCAAACACAGUACGCAAACAGUGGGGCGCAUUCUCCGUCUCCCAGCAACAGCUAUGACACAUCCCCUCCUCCAGGCCCGCCGCCACCGUCAGCCAUCUUGCCUUCGCCCGUGUCACUGGUGGCACUGGCACAGAAUGGGCGGGACAGUCUCGCCGCCACACCCAAUGGUAAACUGUCUCCGCCUCGAUACCCGGUGAACAGUGCAGCUGCAGCCCGCGCCUUUGGGUUUGAGCCAACGGAGGAGGACCUGGACAUCGAUGACAAGGUGGAAGAGCUUGUAAGGAGGGAGAGCAGUCUGGUGAAGGAAGAGAUCAAGGCCUUUUUGGGAAGCAGGAGAAUCUCUCAGGCCGUUGUGGCACAGGUCACAGGCAUCAGUCAGAGCCGGAUUUCUCACUGGCUGUUGCAGCACGGCUCUGACAUGAGUGAGCAGAAGAAGCGGGCCUUCUAUCGCUGGUACAUCCUUGAGAAAACCACACCAGGAGCCACCCUGAACAUGCGUCCUGCUCUGGCCCUGGAGGACAUGGAGUGGAGACAGACCCCGCCCCCCCUCUCCAUGGGCCCUGGAACCUUCCGUAUGCGCAGAGGGAGCCGCUUCACCUGGAGGAAAGAGUGUCUGGCCGUCAUGGAGAGCUACUUCAAUGACAACCAGUAUCCAGACGAGGCCAAGAGGGAGGAGAUCGCAAACGCCUGCAACGCGGUCAUCCAGAAACCAGGGAAGAAGUUGUCUGAUCUGGAGAGGGUCACUUCCUUAAAGGUUUACAACUGGUUUGCCAACCGCCGCAAAGAGAUCAAGAGGCGUGCCAACAUUGAAGCCACAAUCCUGGAGAGUCAUGGGAUCGAUGUCCAGAGUCCAGGUGGCCACUCCAACUGUGACGACAUCGACGGGAACGACUUCUCCGAACACGCCUGUGACCUGCCAUACUUCGACAAGAAACCUUUGGGGCGACCGUUUGGUAUUUACCGACUGGAGCCCACUUCUCCAACACAGGAAGAGAACGCGGCGCACACAGAGCACCAGGACCCCAUCUCUCUGGCUGUGGAGAUGGCUGCAGUGAACCACACGAUCCUGGCCCUGUCCCGAACCGGAGUGCCCGGCGAGAUCAAGACUGAAGCGCUGGAUGACGAAUGA